AUGCUAGCGGUGGAAGCUGACGACUGGUGGUUAGAGACUCGUCAGAGGUUGGAGGUUGCUGGUGAGGAAGUGACGUGGGCUAUAUUUCGUAGGGAGUUCCUGAGGAAGUACUUUCCUGAGGAUGUUCGUGGCAAGAAAGAGAUCGAGUUCCUUGAGCUGAAACAAGGAAGCAUGUCGGUCACUGCUUAUGCUGCGAAAUUUGGCGAGCUGGCUAAGUUCUAUCAGCAUUAUGAUGGACCAACUGGAGAAUUCUCGAAGUGCAUCAAGUUUGAGAACGGGUUGCACCCAGAGAUCAAGAAGGCUAUUAACUAUCAGAAAAUUCGAGUAUUUGCUAAUUUGGUGGAUAGUUGCCGAAUCUAUGAGGAAGACAACAUUGCUCACUAUAAGAUGAUCAGUGAGAAGAGGAAUAAGAAUCACCAAAACCGUGGCAAGCCGUAUGAUGCUCCAGUUGGGAAAGGUAAACCGGAAGUUGAUGAAGGCCGUCAGGGCCAGAGAUCUAGUGGGGGAGAUGCUCCUACUAAUGUGACUUGUUUCAAGUGUGGGAAAACUGGGCAUAAGAGUAAUGUGUGCACUACCGAAGUGAAAAGGUGUUUUCGUUGCGGAAAAUUUGGGCAUGCACAGUCGGAGUGCAAGCACAAGGAGGUGAUUUGCUUCAAUUGUGGCGAGGAAGGACACAUUAGUAGUCUGUGUCAGAAACCGAAGAAGGCAAAAAUCGGUGGAAAAGUGUUCGCUGCUACUUGUUGCGAUAUUGUUACUGGUUGUGUAGAAGAUGUUAUUAAGGUGAUAAUGCGAUGUUUGAUAUUCAAGAGUAAGUAUGUUAUGGUUGUUACUGUUUUGAAUGUUGGUAUGUCAGAGUAA
This is a messenger RNA of Vicia villosa (hairy vetch), 858 nucleotides long. RefSeq lists its product as uncharacterized. Gene Ontology annotation, molecular function: zinc ion binding; nucleic acid binding. The transcript is spliced from 2 exons. NCBI's taxonomy places the organism in Eukaryota, Viridiplantae, Streptophyta, Magnoliopsida, Fabales, Fabaceae. The record is from RefSeq and is a predicted model, not a curated record. The coding region runs from base 1 to 858 and encodes 285 amino acids.